AUGUAUGUAGAGAACCUGGAAGAUGACCUGGCCUUCCUGCUGCCCCCUGCUACCCUAGAAGCCCUGGCAGAUGCCUGGCUCCGAGAGGACUGCCCAGGUCUCAACCACACGGCCUUGGUCAUCGGAGCAGCUCCCUCACAGGCAGCGUUAUGGGCCAAGUCCCCUGGGGUCCUGGCUGGGCGACCUUUCUUCGAUGCCAUUUUUGCCAAACUGAAUUGCCAGGUCUCUUGGUACCUGCCUGAGGGAUCCAAGCUGGUGCCUGUGGCCAAGGUGGCUGAGGUCCGGGGCCCUGCCCACUGCCUGCUACUAGGGGAACGGGUAGCACUUAACACACUGGCCCGCUGCAGUGGUGUGGCCAGUGCUGCUGCUGCUGCUGUGGAGGCCGCCAGGGCCACCGGCUGGAAUGGCCAUGUGGCGGGCACGAGGAAGACCACACCAGGCUUCCGACUAGUGGAGAAGUAUGGGCUCCUUGUGGGUGGGGCUGCUUCCCAUCGCUACGACCUGGGAGGGCUGGUAAUGGUGAAGGACAAUCACAUUGUGGCAGCUGGUAGUGUGGAAAAGGCGAUACGAGGGGCCCAAAGGGCAGCCAACUUCAUUCUGAAGGUGGAAGUGGAGUGCAGCAGCCUGCAAGAAGCUGUGGAGGCAGCUCAGGCAGGAGCGGACCUUGUCCUGCUAGACAACUUCAGGCCUGAGGAACUGCACCCCACAGCCGCAGCACUGAAGGCCCAGUUCCCGAACAUAGGUGUGGAAGCCAGUGGGGGCAUUACACUGGGCAACCUCCCUCAGUUCUGUGGGCCCCACAUUAAUGUCAUCUCUUUGGGGAUGCUGACCCAGUCUGCCCCGGCCCUUGAUUUCUCCCUCAAGUUGUUUGUUGAAGGGACCACACCAGUGCCCUAUGCCCGCCGGUCCUAA
Chrysochloris asiatica (Cape golden mole) is the source of this 912-nucleotide messenger RNA. It is a transcript of the gene QPRT, whose product is annotated as quinolinate phosphoribosyltransferase. The transcript has 4 exons. Gene Ontology annotation, molecular function: nicotinate-nucleotide diphosphorylase (carboxylating) activity. Gene Ontology annotation, cellular component: cytoplasm. Bases 1 to 912 code for a protein of 303 amino acids. NCBI's taxonomy places the organism in Eukaryota, Metazoa, Chordata, Mammalia, Afrosoricida, Chrysochloridae. The record is from RefSeq and is a predicted model, not a curated record. Gene Ontology annotation, biological process: quinolinate catabolic process; NAD+ biosynthetic process.